AUGACUUCCACUGCAUUGCCUGCUGAGGCAGUCCUUCGUCGUCUGGCGACAACUGACUCGACCCCCAGCUCCUCUGCCAACAUCUCACCUCUCGAUAGUCCGAGAACCUCCCCUUCCUCGACCUCCCUGUCCUCGCUUGCCUCGGAAGACGCUGCCACUCAGGCAAAACAGAGCCCCGAAAGGAAGCAGCUGCUCGAUACCUAUGGCAACCCCUUCGAAGUGCCCGAUUUCACAAUUGGCGAUAUACACAAAGCCAUCCCCAAGCAUUGCUUCCAACGAUCUGCGGCCACCGGUCUGUACUAUGUUGCUCGGGACGUCACCUCCCUCGCCGUCACCUUUUGCCUCUUCAACCGGUUUUUGACCCCCGAGAAUGUCCCGUCCACCCCAUUAAGAGCUGGUCUGUGGUUUCUUUAUACUGUUGUGCAAGGGCUCUUCGGUACCGGGCUGUGGGUGCUGGCUCAUGAGUGCGGGCAUCAGUCAUUCUCGCCCAGCAAGGUCCUGAACGACACCGUCGGUUACCUCUGCCACACCGCGCUUCUGGUGCCUUAUUUUUCUUGGAAAAUCUCGCACGGCAAGCAUCACAAAGCCACGGGCCACAUGGAGCGAGACAUGGUCUUUGUCCCCGUCACCAAAGAGCAAUACUGCACUCGAAGAGGGUGGCUGCUACAUCAGCUCGAUGAGCUUACCGAGGAGACUCCAAUUGCAACUGCGUACCACCUGAUCACCCAACAACUUUUUGGCUGGCCCAUGUACUUGCUCACCAACGUCACCGGCCACAACAAGCACCAAGUUCAGCGUGAGGGCCGCGGCAUUGGCAAGCACAACGGUUUCGGAGGCGGAGUCAACCAUUUCGAUCCUGCCAGCCCAUUGUAUGAGGCCAAAGAUGCUAAGCUCAUUUUCCUGAGCGAUUUCGGUCUUCUCGCGGUUGGAAGCAUCCUCUUCUGGGUCGGUAAGACUUAUGGUCUCUCCAAUCUGUUUGUCUGGUAUCUUGCUCCCUACUUGUGGGUCAAUCAUUGGUUAGUGGCGAUAACGUUCCUGCAACACACCGACCCUUCUCUUCCUCACUAUACUCCUGAGAUGUGGACAUAUACCCGCGGCGCUGCAGCCACAAUUGAUCGAGAAUUCGGGUUCAUCGGGCGUCAACUAUUCCACGGAAUCAUCGAAACCCAUGUCCUCCAUCAUUAUGUCAGCACCAUCCCAUUCUACCACGCUGAUGAGGCCAGCGAGGCCAUCAAGAAGGUCAUGGGUCGUCAUUAUCGAAGUGACACGGAGGGAGGUUCAUUGGGCUUUCUGCAAAGCUUGUGGAAAUCGAUGAGAUGGUGUGGGUGGGUUGAACCCAUGGAGGGGGCUACCGGGGAGGACGCAGGCGUGCUGUUCUUCCGCAACAGAAAUGGGUUGGGACUGUCUCCCACCAAGACACCGAAACCUGCGGCGUGA
This is a messenger RNA of Fonsecaea nubica, 1437 nucleotides long. RefSeq lists its product as hypothetical. The record is from RefSeq and is a predicted model, not a curated record. Gene Ontology annotation, molecular function: oxidoreductase activity. The transcript has 2 exons. The coding region runs from base 1 to 1437 and encodes 478 amino acids. Gene Ontology annotation, biological process: lipid metabolic process. Lineage: Eukaryota; Fungi; Ascomycota; Eurotiomycetes; Chaetothyriales; Herpotrichiellaceae.